UGUGAGCGCGCACAUGCACAUGGUGACCCCUGCCUGACCACCCUCCUCCCGUUCCCCCAGCCCCUCGCAACCUGGAACUCUGCCCACCUCCAGAGAGCUCUUUGCAAAACAGCAAAAUCCUUGGGUUUCUCCAGCAAAUGAGGAAUCUGUUGUUUUCUCCAGUUUUGGAUGAGAAAAGGAAAACCUGGAUCCCUAGUGAAGACAUGCCCAGAGAUUUCCAAUAGGAAUUCACAGUGUUAGAAGUGUUCUGCCCUACUGUGGCCUUGUUGAGUGCUUUGCAACAGAAAAAAGCACAGUGUUAUUUUUCCGUGCUCAGUAAAGGGUGCAAGCAGAGCUGGCGCUUUUGAGGGGAGCCUUGAGUUUGGAAAGGUGGAGAACCACUGCCUUCGGGGUGGAGGCAGCGCCAAGUCUACUCUGAUUCUGCUCUUGGCUUGGGAAAUAGGCAGCCCCCUCAAUCUGUUGCUUUUUUGCCCUUUCCCCAGGCGUUCGUUUCAGCAGUUCUGUCAGCCUCGAUGACGUGAGCGCUCUGGCUGCCCUCAUGACAUACAAAUGUGCCGUAGUGGAUGUGCCUUUUGGGGGGGCCAUGGCUGGCAUAAAGAUCGAUCCCAGGAAGUACUCGGGCCUGGAAUCGAUGUGUUGGGGCCUGACGUUGGCACAGGCGAGCGGGAGAUGUCCUGGAUCGCGGACACAUAUGCACACACGCUCGGCUACAGGGACAUCAACGCCCCUGCCUGCGUGACAGGGAAGCCCAUCAGCCAGGGUGGGAUCCAUGGACGCGUCUCAGCCACCGGCCGCGGCGUGAUGCAUGGGAUUGAGAACUACCUCAGCAACACGCACUACAUGGACCUCAUAGGCCUGAGCCCUGGCUUCCCCGGCAAGACCUUUGUGCUACAGGGCUUCGGGCAUGUGGGGCUGCACACGAUGCGGUACCUGCACCGCUGCGGCGCCUGCUGCCUCUGUGUCGGUGAGGUGGACGGCGCCAUCUACAACGCCGAUGGCAUCCACCCCCAGGAGCUGGCAGACUACAAGCUGGAGCAUGGCACCAUCGUUGGCUUUCCAGGAGCAGAGCCCUACAAAGGCAGCGUCCUCGAGGUGCCCUGUGACAUCCUUAUCCCAGCUGCCACAGAGAGGCAGCUCACAGCAGAGAAUGCCCACCUGGUCAACGCCAAGAUUAUCGCUGAAGCAGCCAACGGCCCCACAACACCAGCAGCACAUGAGAUCUUCCUCAAGAGGAACAUCCUUGUUAUCCCGGACCUGUACGUGAGCGCGGGCGGCGUGACCGUGUCCUUCUUUGAGUGGCUGAAGAACCUGAACCAUGUGAGCUAUGGGCGCCUCACCUUCAAGUAUGAGCGCGACUCCAACCACCACCUGCUGCUCUCCGUGCAACAGAGCCUGGAGCGGGGCCUGGGCCGUGCCCACGGCGACCUCCCCAUCAUGCCCUCCCCGGAGUUCCAGGCCCGCGUGGCGGGCGCCUCAGAGAAGGACAUCGUGCACUCAGGGCUGGCCUACACCAUGGAGCGCUCGGCCAAGCAAAUUAUGAGCACGGCCCAGCAGUACGACCUGGGCUUGGACCAGCGCACGGCCGCCUACCUCUGUGCCCUGGAGAAAGUCUUCAGGGUGUACAACGAGGCUGGCUUCACGUAUUGACCAGGCUGCACCAGGGGCUAGGGCUGUCCGCCCUGCGACUCCAGCCCCAGCACAUGCAGGAGCUGCCCAGGCUGGGUGUGUUGGGGAAGCAGCUGCAUGCAGCACGGUGCCUUGAUAAAGGGUUUAUUGGA
Messenger RNA from Gavialis gangeticus (Gharial), 1778 nucleotides. RefSeq names its product glutamate dehydrogenase, mitochondrial-like. Bases 550 to 1647 code for a protein of 365 amino acids. Gene Ontology annotation, molecular function: L-glutamate dehydrogenase (NAD+) activity. NCBI's taxonomy places the organism in Eukaryota, Metazoa, Chordata, Crocodylia, Gavialidae. Gene Ontology annotation, cellular component: mitochondrion. Gene Ontology annotation, biological process: L-glutamate catabolic process. The transcript has 10 exons. The record is from RefSeq and is a predicted model, not a curated record.